AUGCUGCUCAACUUUCUCCUCAUAGACCUUUUCUAUCGCCUGAUGGAGACGUUUUUUUCCGACAAUCUAUUCAUGGCCAUGAAAGUGCUGCUCGUCGGUAUAGUGCCAACCGAUACUGACGAGCAGCUCUUUUUACAACUUGGAUCUAUCGGGUUCACCCCUUGUGCGUUUUUGAGCAUGGCCGAUUACUUAAUCAGUGGGGGGACAGGUUAUGUUCCUGAAGAUGGACUAUCAGCACAGCAGCUUUUCUCUAUUGGAGAUGGCCUCACAUACAACAGAUCUGACCAACAGUGUGUUGUCUCCGAUGGUCAUACGGCUGAAGAGCUAUGCUCUAAAGGAGAUGGGUUGACGUACAAUGACUUCCUGAUCCUACCUGGGUUUAUUGACUUUACCUCAGAUGAAGUGGAUCUUACAUCUGCACUGACUAAGAAGAUCACAUUAAAAACACCUCUCAUCUCCUCACCCAUGGACACGGUUACAGAGUCAGCUAUGGCUAUUGCUAUGGCUUUAAUGGGUGGGAUUGGCCUCAUUCACCACAACUGCACUCCAGAAUUUCAAGCUAAUGAAGUUCGAAAAGUGAAGCGCUUCGAGCAGGGAUUCAUCACAGAUCCCGUCGUGAUGAGCCCGAGACAUACUGUUGGGGAUGUGUUUGAGGCCAAAGUACGUCAUGGUUUCUCCGGUAUUCCAGUCACGGAGACGGGCAAGAUGGGUAGCAAACUGAUGGGCAUCAUCACCUCGAGAGACAUCGACUUUCUCACUGAGAAGGAGCACGGCCGACCUCUGGAGGAGGCCAUGACUAAGAGGGAAGAUCUGGUGGUUGCUCUAGCUGGUGUCACACUGAAAGAAGCCAACGAUAUAUUGCAACGCAGCAAGAAAGGUAAACUUCCCAUUGUAAAUGACAAUGAUGAAUUGGUGGCAAUCAUCGCAAGAACUGAUCUCAAGAAGAACAGGGACUACCCCCUUGCCUCCAAAGAUUCUCGAAAACAGUUGCACUGCGGAGCUGCCAUCGGCACAAGAGAGGAUGACAAAUACAGACUGGAUCUCCUGGUGCAAGCUGGAGUGGAUGUUGUUGUUCUGGAUUCUUCCCAAGGCAACUCAGUCUAUCAAAUCAACAUGAUUAAUUAUAUCAAGCAGAAGUAUCCAGAACUGCAAGUUGUCGGGGGAAAUGUGGUUACAGCAGCUCAAGCCAAGAAUCUGAUUGAUGCUGGCGUGGACGCGUUGAGAGUUGGCAUGGGCUGCGGCUCGAUCUGCAUCACACAAGAAGUCAUGGCGUGUGGGAGGCCCCAGGGAACAUCGGUGUACAAGGUAGCAGAGUAUGCCAGGCGCUUUGGAGUCCCGGUUAUAGCGGAUGGUGGCAUUCAAACUGUGGGACACGUUAUAAAGGCACUUUCUCUUGGAGCAUCAACUGUGAUGAUGGGUUCGUUGCUGGCUGCAACCACUGAGGCUCCAGGGGAGUACUUUUUUUCAGAUGGUGUUCGGCUAAAAAAAUACCGUGGUAUGGGCUCUCUGGACGCAAUGGAGAAGAACGCAAGCAGCCAAAAGCGCUACUUUAGUGAGGGAGACAAAGUAAAAGUGGCCCAGGGUGUUUCGGGCUCCGUGCAGGACAAGGGAUCCAUCCACAAGUUCAUUCCUUACCUUAUUGCUGGUAUCCAGCACGGUUGCCAGGAUAUCGGGGCCAAGAGUCUCUCUGUACUUCGGUCAAUGAUGUACUCUGGAGAGCUUAAGUUUGAAAAGCGUACCACGUCUGCACAAAUGGAGGGUGGCGUUCAUGGUUUACAUUCUUUUGAGAAGCGUCUAUAUUAA
This is a messenger RNA of Knipowitschia caucasica, 1803 nucleotides long. Lineage: Eukaryota; Metazoa; Chordata; Actinopteri; Gobiiformes; Gobiidae. The record is from the annotation of a GenBank genome assembly.